Messenger RNA from Cyclopterus lumpus (lumpfish), 4810 nucleotides. It is a transcript of the gene eps8l2, whose product is annotated as EPS8 like 2. The record is from RefSeq and is a predicted model, not a curated record. Gene Ontology annotation, molecular function: actin binding. NCBI's taxonomy places the organism in Eukaryota, Metazoa, Chordata, Actinopteri, Perciformes, Cyclopteridae. Gene Ontology annotation, cellular component: ruffle membrane; vesicle; plasma membrane. The coding region runs from base 228 to 2270 and encodes 680 amino acids. The transcript has 21 exons. Gene Ontology annotation, biological process: positive regulation of ruffle assembly; regulation of Rho protein signal transduction; Rho protein signal transduction.
GAGUUACCUGCAGACUCACCUACCGACUGGCAACCGGUCCGUCUGCGCUCUGUUGGUUGACAACUGUGUAGUUUACAGUCUUGGAUUUCAACGGUUCAACUGAACAACAAGCGGCUACAAAUAUCGACGAGUUGCUGAUCGGGCUGCGAUGGUGGGCUGAUGCUGCUGCCCACGUCGGUCACCUCGCACACCCCGUCAGGAAAACCCCACUGUGGAUGCCUUAAACCAUGAGUGUUCUGCGAUCUCCGUCGAGGCGAGCCAAUGGAGUGGCCAGAUCAGACAGCAAGAUCAGCGCCAAGGCCCUCUACGAACAGAGGAAAAAAUACUCCAACUCCAAUUAUAUCAUGCAUGAGACGUCGCAGUAUCAUGUUGAGCAUCUCUCCACGUUCAUUAUGGACAGGACAGAGUCCAUUACCACAGUGGACGAUGCCGUCAAGAAACUGGUCCUUCUGGACUCAAAAGACAAAAUCUGGACCCAGGAGAUGCUCCUGCAGGUCACCGACAAGGCGGUCAGGCUGCUGGACUGUGACACACAGGAAGAGUUGGAGAAUUUCCCUCUUCCCACAAUCCACAUGAGUCAGACGGUCCUGAAUCAGACACGAUACCCCUCCGUCCUCCUGCUGGUGUGUCAGGACAACGAGCAGCACAAACCCGACAUCCAUUUCUUCCACUGCGACGAGGUGGAGGCGGAGAUGGUUCAUGCAGAUAUUGACAGUGCCAUUGGAGACAACAAGCAUGGAAAGAAAAUGAGGCUUCAGACUCUGAAGGUGAACCAGGAGAAAAUGAAGCGUCACAGAGAAACUAUCCUUCCCCGCUCGGCCCCUAAGGGCCCCUCACCUGCUGUGAAGGGACGCGCGGCAGCCAUGAACACGCAGGAUCAAAGAGCCUCCAGACAAAAUGACCCAGAGUCACACGAAAAACUGGCCCAACGCAUCGAGAAGGAUGUGCAAAUCCUCAAUUGUUCCCUGGAUGACAUCGAGAUCUUUGUGGCGCGGCUGCAAAAGGCUACGGAGGCCUUUUCUCAGCUCAACCAGCGCCACAAGAGUAAGAAGAAUAAGAAGAAAGGACCAGCAGAGGGCAUGCUGACCCUGCGAGCCAAGCCCCCCACUGAAGCAGAGUUCAUUGAUAGCCUGCAGAAACUGAAGCUGGCCCUCAACCUCUUGGCCAAACUGAAGAAACACAUACAAAAUCCAAGUGCGUCUGAGCUGGUUCAUUUUCUCUUCGGCCCCCUGGAGCUGGUGCUGCAGAGCUGUGGGAGUCCUGAACUUGUGCGUUCAGUAAUCUCCCCUCACUUCUCCAAAGACACGGUCGACUUCCUGCGGGGACACCUCACCCCCAAAGAGAUGACCAUCUUUGAGCUGCUGGGGGAUGGAUGGACCAAACCUAGAGCGGAGUGGCCCAGAGAUCAGUGCGCGCCUCCUUAUCGCCCUAAGUUUCGUAAUGGCUGGGAGCCGCCGUUGGAGCUCCUCAGGACGGCCCCAUGGGAAACAGAGGGACCCACGGGGCCACUGGGGUCUCCUACCAGCCCCGAUUACAGAAAACACUCAGCUGAAGACUAUUAUGGAACACAAUCCUCAAGCUCGUCAAAUGGGUCUUACAAUGGGAUGCCCCCCACUCGCAAAUAUGCCAAAAUUCGCUACCACUUCGUAGCACGGAAUGCCAACGAGCUGUCAGUGCUGCAGGAUGAAAUCCUUGAGGUGAUAGAGGAUGACAAACAGUGGUGGAAGCUACGGAAUCGCAGCGGUCAGGCUGGCUUCGUCCCUGUCAACAUCCUGGACGUGGUGAAGAUCGAGGAGCCAGAAGCCGUCUACAACCAGCCAGGCUACAGUACGUCACCUCCUGGUUCUCUGAGCCAUGGAGACAGCUUCAAGGGUAGACCCAAAGACAAAAUGAUGGACGAGGUCAACAAUGAGUUAUUGAUGAUGAUCACCGCGAACAAAAGCCAGCCGCCCGCCAGGAAGUUCCGCGUGGAGCGACCAUCCAGCAGCCAAGUACCGCUCACCUUUGACUCAAGCCAGGAGCAGGUCACUGCAUGGCUCAGCGCAAAGGGUUUCUCAAAACCAACUGUUGAAUGUCUGGGGAUCCUGACUGGAGCUCAACUCUUUUCCCUCAACAAAGAAGAACUGAAGGCGGUGUGCGGGGAGGAAGGCGGCCGUGUCUAUUGCCAGGCCACCGUGCAGAAAGCACAGCUGGAGAAGACCAGCGACUCUGAGCUGCAGGAAAUCAUGAAGCGGCGGCAGGAGAGGAUAGACUCUGGCAACAAAGACUGAGCAGCACGACCCUUCCAGAAGAUUAUGACCCACAGUAGAACAUAAUGAGAUGUUGUAUACAUUUUUAAGUGUGUAUUUAUUUUGUAUCACCCAAUGUGUAUGUAUUCCAGUGUUUUCUUUUCUUUGGUUGUCACAUUACAUUUUGUUGUUGUAUGAACAGAGGAACAUAUGAAUCUAUGCACUGUGUGUGUGUGUGUGUGUGUGUGUGUAUGUGUAUGUGUGUGUGUGUGCGUGUGCAUGCGGGUGCGUGUGUGUGGGAACAUGUGUAAGCACAACAUGCAUGUAAUGUACAUAUUUGUAUGAUCAGUGUGGUCAAUUUUUAUGCUCAUUGGCGAUAUUCCAGCUGUUUACUGAAUGACUAAAAUAAGUAGAUCUUAGCUAUCGCAUAUCUAAAUCUGUGCCAGAAUGUUUGACACAUUUUCCGAUAUAUAGCCAAUUAUUUUCAUAUUACCGUUUACCGGUAUAAUAAAACACACUCUGUGUUUCAGAAGUAGUCUCAUCCUGUUGGUAACUGCAGAUCAGCAGUAGGUAUUAACAACAUAUUGUUGCUGUUAUAAUCAGAAUUCAAUUUCACAGAGAAACUGUCAAUAAUCUUGCAUGAAGUUAUUGUCAAUAACUGUGAGAUGAUGUGAUGAAAGUGUUUUUAUGCAGCAUGAUAUGUCGCAGUGUAAACUGCACAGGCAGGAAUAAUGAAUUUAUGAGAUAAUGUGAUAUAAAAUAAUUAAAUGAAAAUACAGGAAAAACAUUUUAAAGACAGUUAUAAAUAUUAUGGGAAAAAUUGUUUAAAGUUAAUAUUGUAAAAAAAAAAAAGUGCAAAUAUUUGAUAUUGUCUCUUUUGUUUAGAAUUCUUGUGUUGGUCAUUGGAUUAAUAAUAGCAGAGGUGGAUAAACAGUCAAUACUUUUCCUUUAUUGUAUACUGUAAGAUAAGAACAAGAGUUGCAAGUCAAGAAGUAAGUUAAAAUUAAGUGCAGUAACUAAUUCAUCCUCAAUUACACGGGACUUGUAAUUUGUCCGUGUAAUUGUCUCAUUUUAUUGUUCUGCUUCACAUAAAAAUAUAAUGAAAAUCACUGUAAAUACCUCACAAUCAGUUUUCACAAUUGUAUUCAUAACACCAUACGACUGUUGUUCAAGACACUGUAAGGCAAUUCAGAGAAACUCUGCGAGCACUAAAAACCCGGCACAGGAUCUGAAAAAAGUGAACUAUAAUACCAACACUAAGAAAGAUCAUUCACACAAUAUCGACUGGAUUAUAAAAGCUAACAGAUACAAUCAAUAUAUGAUGCAGAAAAGGAGAAAAAAAAUGGCGCUCCUUGUCGGUACAUUGCAGAUAAUUAAAGUUGUCAUUUGUGGAGAUAUGCAUCAAGCCAGAGGUCGCCAGAGUUUUUCAGUGACCUGAAACAAAAAUACACAUGACACUCUUCAGACAAGCAAUCCAUCGCUCAACAAUUUAGAUUUGGUCAUGACAAUAUGUAUAUCUCAUUCUGUCUUUGUUAUUCUGCCAGCUGCACUUUGUUUUGCACGAUGAACAACCUCCAACCUGUCUCAUCAGAUGAUAAACUAAUAUUCUUGGACUUACAUGAAAACAUCAGCGAGGCCUCGCCACAUUGUUUUCACCUGGUAAGGAACGCCAUGUUUCUCACACAGCGCGCGGACCUGCGGGGCCACCACGUGGUAGUUGUGGCGUGGCAUCGUGGGAAACAAACUUCAAAGACAAAGGGAACAGAAGGCGUCAAUCAGUGCCAAACGUGUCUCAACUAAUGGGUUUUGAAUUUAAAUAUAUAAUCAGAUUAGUCAUUUAAAAAGAUACUGUUUGGUAUGGAGAAGGAUGGCUGGAUUCACCGUUGUUUCACAAUGUCUGAAUAGAGUUAAACCAGCUUACAUCCAGUAAAAAGCAGUCAUUUGAUGUCCACAUUGGCUGUUCAUUCUAUUGUAAUUAAUACUGAACACAGAGGAAGGCAUUUGUCAAAAAAUAUGCUUGUAUUACAAAGACAAAUACAGCAAAUGUGAACUUUAAAAUACUUUUUACAAGUGCAAUUCAAUCCAAUGUACUUAUAUCAUCCUAUACACAGUAUAUAUAUUUCACAGAAAUGACAAAGUUCUCUAACUCUCAUUUACAGAAUAUUGGCAGGAAAUAAACACUGCAGUCCUAAUGUUUAUAUUUUACAACAGAACAGUUUAAUCUUUUCUCAGUUAAUAUCAUCAGAAGGAUCAUGUUGUGUUUUGUAGUUAUCAAAUGCACAGGGGCUCCAGAAAUGUAACCCCUACAGUUUUCUAUUUUCUUUCAGUCAUAGUUCCUAAAUGAAACAGCUCAAAACAAGGUGUGUGGAUCAUCUUGAGUAACCGGGUCAGGAGCUCUGAAGAGAGUUUUUCAAAUGUAUUUGUAUCGCUUUGAUGGUGCCAUAUAGUUAUAUAUUAUAUUGGAGAGAAGACAGAUAUCUCUCCAGCCAAUAUCUCCAAAACCUCAUCAGCUCUUUUAAGCUCUCCUACUGCAUGAUGUUUAUGUUGAGUAAAAUAUUAAAAUCAUGUGAUACACAUUUCUC